Carassius auratus (goldfish) is the source of this 3563-nucleotide messenger RNA. Its product is annotated as NACHT, LRR and PYD domains-containing protein 12-like. The transcript has 10 exons. The record is from RefSeq and is a predicted model, not a curated record. Lineage: Eukaryota; Metazoa; Chordata; Actinopteri; Cypriniformes; Cyprinidae. Gene Ontology annotation, molecular function: protein binding. The coding region runs from base 102 to 3398 and encodes 1098 amino acids.
AGAACAAAGUAACUGUAUUUUUGAAGAACGAGCUGGAAAAGUUUAAGAAAAUAUUAAACCGAGAGAACACACAGUACUUUGUGCAGGACCUCACAGAGGAGAUGCGUGAUAUCAAAGAAGCAGCUCUUCAUAUCACACUUUUCUUCCUGAGAGAUAUGAAGCAAGUUGGAGCUGCAGAAGCUCUUCAAGAUGAGCUGGUCCUCAUUCAUCAGCGACCACUAAAAUCAAACCUGAAGAAGAAAUAUCAAUCUGUAUCUGAAGGAAUUGCAAAGCAAGGUGACUUCAAGCUUCUGAAGAACAUCUACACAGAUCUCUGUAUGACUCUGAGUGUUAGUAAACAAGUUAAUAUCCAAAAUGAAGUUCAGGCUGCUGAUAGACUACAUGAAUCAAAAGAGAUUCCAGUUGAAUGCAAAAAUUUGUUUGAAGCACCUGAACAAGACAAGGAGAUCAGGACUGUACUGACAAAAGGAGUUGCUGGCAUCGGAAAAUCCAUCUCUGUGCAAAAGUUCAUUCUGGAUUGGGCUGACGGUAAAGAAAAUCAGGCUAUUACUUUCAUAUUUCCUCUUGCAUUUCGAGAAAUGAACUUAAAGGAGAAAGAAACACUAAGCAUGUCAAGUCUUAUACAUCAGUUUUUUCCAGAGAUAAAAGGACUAAACCUUGCAAGAAUUUAUAAAUUUAAAUUACUCUUCAUCCUUGAUGGAUUGGAUGAAUGUCGUCUUUCUCUAAACUUUGACGGUAAUGAGACUUGUUGUGAUGUAACAUCACAAGUCUCUCUGGAUGUUCUCCUGACGAAUCUCAUCAAGGGAAAUCUGCUUCCUUCUGCUCUCAUCUGGAUCACCACCAGACCAGCAGCUGCCAGUAAGAUUCCUCCCGAAUGUAUUGACCACGUCACAGAAGUGCAAGGAUUCAGUGAUGCACAAAAGGAGGAGUACUUCAGAAAAAGAUUCACAGCUGCAGAUCUGGCAAAUGAAAUUAUUGAUAAUGUUAAAUAUUCAAAGAGUCUUUUUAUCAUGUGCCACAUCCCAGUCUUCUGCUGGAUUACAGCCACUGUUCUCCAGAACAUUUUUGAGGAGAAAAUAAAUAAUGAUGUGAGAAAUCAGGCUGAUGAAGUCUUCAAAACACUGCAGGAAUCAAACACUGAAGACAUUCCCAAGACUCUGACACAAAUGUACACACACUUUCUCCGCUUUCAGAUGCUGCAGAGCAGACCAAAAUAUGAUGGACAAUACACACCAGAUGUUUCCUGGGAUAACGAUGCCAUCCUUUCACUGGGGAAACUGGCAUUUCAUCAGUUGCAGAGAAACAAUCUGCUCUUUUAUGACACAGAUCUGGAAGAAUGCGGUAUUGAUGCGUCUAAAGUAUCAGUGUAUUCAGGCAUGUGUACCCAGAUCUUUAUGGAGGAAAAAGGGAUCAGUCUUGGUACCACUUUCUCCUUUGUUCACUUGAGCAUUCAAGAGUUUAUUGCAGCCCUGUACGCACAUCUGUUUCUAGACAUUCACAAGAAAAGUGUGUUUGAUCAUCAUGAGUCCACAGAACAGAAAAAUAAAAAUGAAGCCAUGAUUGAUUUGCUCAAGACUGCAGUGGACAAGGCACUCGCGAGUGAAACUGGACACCUGGACCUUUUCCUUCGCUUCCUUCUUGGUCUGUCACUCCAGACCAAUCGUCCUCUCUUACAAGGUCUGUUGACACAGCAAGACAGCAGUGAUGAGAACUACAAGGAGAUAGUUCAGUACAUCAAGUAUAAAUUAGAAGAUAAGAAGAUGUCUCCAGAGAGAUCCAUCAAUCUGUUCUACUGUCUGAAUGAACUGAAUGAUCAAACUCUGGUGAAAGAAAUUCAGACCCACCUUAGCAAAGGAAGUCUCUCAUCUGCUGAUCUUUCUCCUGCUCAGUGGUCUGCUGUGGCCUUCGUUUUGUUGACAUCAGAGGAAGAGAUGGAGGAGUUUGAUCUUCAGAAGUUCAAGAAAUCAGACAAGUGUCUUUUUAGGCUACUGCAAGUUGUGAAAGUCUCCAAAAGAGCUCUGCUGAAUGAUUGUAACUUAACAUAUCAGAGCUGUUCAAAUUUGGCUAAAGCUCUCAGAUCAGAUAACAAUCUGAUAGAGCUGAAUAUGAGCAAUAACAAUCUACAGGAUUCGGGAGUAAAGCAACUCUGCAUUGGACUGGAGACAUGUGAAUUGGAGAUACUGAAGCUCAAUAAUUGUGGAUUAACAGAGGAAAGCUGUUCAGCUCUUGCUUCAGUUCUCAGUUCAGACUGCAGCAGUCUGAAGGAACUUGAUCUGAGCAAUAAUAAUCUGAAGCAUUUAGGAGUGGAGCUGCUCUCUGAUGGACUGACAAAGAACUGUAAACUGAAGAUACUCAGACUUUCAGACUGCAGUAUCACAGAAGAAGGUUAUAAAGCUCUGGCUUCAGCUCUGAGAUCAAAUCCUUCACACCUGAUAGAGCUGGAUCUCAGAGGAAAUGAUCCUGGACAAUCAGGAGUGAAGCAGCUCAAUGAUUUACUACAGGAUCCAAACUGUCAACUGAAGACACUGAAGUUUUUGGGUCCUGCUGCAGAAGAAGCCUUUCAGAAUGUGAAAGGAAUUGUGGGUGAAAACCUGUUACUCCUGAAAGAACUGAAUCUGAGUAAACGUAAACUAGGAGACACACAAGUGAUUCAGAUCGCUGCUUUACUGCAGGAUAAACACUGUAAACUCAACACACUGAUUCUGCAUAAGUGUGGGCUAACUGAGGAAAGUUGUUCAGCUCUCACUACAGUCCUGAGAUCAAACCCCAGUCUGAAAGAACUUGACAUGAGCAAAAAUAAUCUGCAGGAUUCAGGAAUGAAGAAACUCCAGAACGGAUUAGAAGAUAAAAACUGCACACUGAAGAAACUCAGACUUUCAAACUGCAGUAUCACAGAAGAAGGUUAUAAAGCUCUGGCUUCAGCUCUGAGAUCAAACCCUUCACACCUGAUAGAACUGGAUCUCACAGGAAAUGAUCCUGGACAAUCAGGAGUGAAGGAGCUCAAUGAUUUACUACAAGAUCCAAAGUGUCAACUGAAGACACUAAGGUUUUUAAGAAGUCCUGCUGCAGAAGAAGCCUGUCAGUUUGUGAAAGGAAUUGUGGGUAAAAACCCGCUACUCCUGAGAGAACUGAAUCUGAGUGAACGUAAACUAGGAGACACACGAGUGAAUCAGAUCUCUGCUCUACUGCAGGAUAAACACUGUACACUCAACAAACUGAUUCUGCGUAGAUGCAGAAUUACAGAGUUUCAGUGUCUCAUCCUGACUUCAGCUCUGUGUUCAAACAUUUCACACCUGAGAGAGCUGGACCUUAGUCAGAAUAAAAUAGAAAACAAAGGAGUGAAGCACUUAUGUGAACUACUGAAGGAUUCACACUGUAAACUGGUGAGAUUGAGGUGAGGAACAUGCUUAAAAAUUCUUAAAAUCAUUUAAACAUUGCAAUUUAUCUAUAACACUUUUACUCAAUAUCUAUCAGAGAGUCUGAGUUCACAUUAUAUUUGUGGAAAAUAAUUUCAUUACCGAUUAGCUGUAAAUGUGCGCUGUGACACAAAGGGAACAUCACUA